Molecule: messenger RNA, 1217 nt
Organism: Gadus macrocephalus (Pacific cod)
Lineage: Eukaryota; Metazoa; Chordata; Actinopteri; Gadiformes; Gadidae
Gene: alkbh6
Product: alkB homolog 6
Exons: 1
Coding region: 1-720 (239 amino acids)
Source: RefSeq, a predicted model, not a curated record
AUGGAGCAUCAAGAUAAUAUCUCGGAGAAGUUUAAAACAUUUGUUGUACAAGAUGCGCCACCAACGGUGUACUACAUCCCCGACUUCAUAUCAGAGGAUGAGGAAGCCUAUCUCCUGGAACAGGUCUACAAAUCCCCAAAACCAAAGUGGACUCAGCUGUCUGGCAGACGGCUUCAGAACUGGGGUGGACUGCCCCGCCCCAAAGGAAUGCUUGCAGAGAAGAUGCCCGACUGGCUUCAAAAGUACUGCGAUCAGAUUUCCUCUCUCAAAGCUUUCUCGGGGAAAGCGGCCAACCACGUACUGGUGAACGAGUACAAGCCUGGAGAGGGGAUUAUGCCCCACGUGGACGGCCCCAUGUACCACCCCACCGUCACCACCAUCAGCCUGGGCUCACACACCCUUCUGGACUUCUACAAGCCCCUGAGCAGCACCCAGGAGUCUGGGGAACCUCAGACGGAGGAGAGCCGCUACCAGUUCUCCCUGCUGGUUCGCCCCCGGAGCCUUCUGGUCCUGCAGGACCACAUGUACCAGAGCCUCCUGCACGGCAUCCAGCCUCGCUUCCAGGACACCCUGACAGACGCGGUGCGCAACCUGCCCUCUGCUGCUGAGGCUGGGGGAGCUGUGGUGGGCGACACCCUGCCAAGGGGAACCAGGGUGUCCCUCACCAUCCGACAUGUGCCCAAAGUCAUAAAGACUACGUUUCUCUUGGGGAAGAAGUGAUGGACAAAGGACUCAUCUCUAUAAGCUUUUUUUUGACUUGUGAUUGGUUUGGAUGUGAUGUUAUGCAUUUUGUCUGUAUGUCCAUUGAUAAUCCUUGGUUUGGGGCUUGUUCAGCUUAUAUUUGCGUAGUCCUAAUGAUUGUCGAGCAUAUUUGCUUUACUACACGCUGCUUUUGAUCAGACAAAAGAUUAUGCAAACGGUAGAACACGCAUCAUUCAUGUGCAUGAUCACUGUUUCCUUUUUACUGAACUAUCUAUUGUUAUGUUUUAACUUUAUAAGCCCACUUCGCUCAAUUCAAGCUCAACCUGUAUUGUAAAAUAUUUUGAGAAUGUAGUACUUAAUGAAAAUUAAUUACAAUUCUUGUUGCUGCAAUACCAAGGUAAUUUCUGUCUGCCUUAAUGAGUUUAUUUACCAAAGUUCUUUACACACUAUAUAAAAUAUGGUUUUGUUUUAAUUUAAAUGUUAGUUCCUAAAGAUUAAAGUUCACUGCCUCUCUU